AUGAUUAUCCCCGACGAUUACGACAGCAAGAGAGCGCUCUCUGAGCGCGAGGACCAGAGCGAGUACAAUAGGGACAGUCAUAUGAGCUCUGAGUCUGAUGGCAAGCCCCGUCGAUCUAUUUCCGUUUCUGACUUUCCUCAACCACCCAAUCAUGGAGAACUUGGCCCGCCCCGGUACGAAGAGGCCACUCAAGGCGCGUCAUCCCCCCGACCUCUAGCGGACGUGAAAUCCGAAAUCGAUCCCAGAAGAGAAUCCUUGCAAUCCCAGACUUCUAUGAGCUCGUCGGUACAAGAGGAUGAACCCAGCGCCGAAUUCCGAACAGCCGCCAUGGCAGCGUCUGCUGCUUUCCAGCCCGACGGCCGGUUCCAAGUAUCGAUCGACGUUCCGUCUGGGAGGCUGCCCAAGGAUUAUGCCACACCUAUUAAUGAACCCGGGGUCGAUUUGGUUAAUUUCGUAAAUGCACCACCGAUGAACGUGAAUAUCAUGAUCGUUGGUAGUCGAGGUGAUGUUCAGCCCUACUUGGCAUUAGGCAAACAACUUCGUCGGCAUGGACACACCGUGCGGCUCACUACUCACGAAACCUUCCGUCAGUCUGUCAAGGACGCUGGAUUGCGAUUCUUCAAUAUCGGAGGAAACCCACAUGAGUUGAUGAGUUACAUGGUCCGCAACCCCGGUCUGAUGCCUGGUUUCGAGAGCUUGACAAACGGAGAUAUAACGAGGAAGCAGAUGAUGGUUGCUGAAAUGCUGGAACGGUGCUGGCGCUCCUGUUAUGAGCCUGAUGAUGCCACAGAAGGAAGCCUUAGUUUCGCAGCAGAUGCAAUAAUUUCCAAUCCACCUACAUUUGCGCAUAUCCAUUGUGCAGAGGCGCUAGGAAUUCCGUUGUUAAUGUCUUUCACGAUGCCAUGGUGUCCAACUACGGCCUUCCCCCACCCUCUCGUAAAUGUGCGAAGCAGUCAAGCUGAACCUCGAAUCACGAAUUAUUUGACUUAUGGCUUGGCGGACGCAAUGACUUGGCAGGGUCUGGGCCACACGAUCAAUAAAUUCCGGCGCAAACGUCUAGGUUUACCGUCCCUCUCGGUAUUAUCCGGCUCUGGAAUUAUCGAACGCUGCGGUGUACCAUGGACAUAUUGUAUGUCCCCAGCGUUGGUUCCUAAGCCUCAGGACUGGGUCAAUCAUAUCGAUGUUGUCGGUUUCUAUUUCCUCGACUUGGCAACAGAGUAUACUCCUCCCGACGAUUUAAUCAAGUUCCUUGACGCGGGUGAACCUCCUAUCUAUAUAGGAUUUGGUUCGAUAGUAGUCGAAAAUCCAGUUGAAGUGACCAAAAUCGUCUUGUCGGCGAUUACCGAAUCUGGAGUCCGGGCUGUCAUUUCAGCAGGAUGGGGCAGCCUCGACAAUGCUACUCUUCAAGAUGCCCGAAACCCAAACAUAUUCAUUCUCGGAAACGUCCCGCACGACUGGUUAUUCGAGCGUGUAAGCGCGGUCGUCCAUCACGGCGGAGCAGGGACGGCCGCGAUCGGACUACGAUGUGGUAAACCGACGAUCGUUGUCCCGUUCUUCGGAGACCAGCCGUGGUGGGGAGACCAGGUACAUGCGCGCGGAGCCGGACCAGCGCCUAUCCCGCACAAAAAGCUCACGACUCCUGCGCUCGUGGGCGCGAUCAAGAGUGCAUUGUCCGAUGAGACGAAGGCUGCCGCACAGAGAGUUGGCCAGAUGAUCAGGGCCGAGAAUGGCGUUAAAAAUGGGGUGGAUUCGUUUCAUAAGCAUUUACCCCUGCUCGAUAUGCGGUGUGAUCUGGAUCCCAAGCGAGUAGCCGUCUGGUAUUCUCGUUCGCACAAGUUACGAUUGAGUGCGUUUGCGGCCCAGGUUUUGGCCGAAAAGGGAAUAUUGGAUGUGAACAAACUCGAGCUUCAUCGUCCGCGAGAGUACAUAACCCGUGUCCAACCCUCGGAUCCGAUUUCGGGUACGCUUGGCCCGACUUUGGGUGUAGUAGGAGACGUUCUGGGUGGUGUUGGAGGACUAUUUACUCCCCGUCCCGAAAAGGGAGUGAUCAAACUUGUUAGAGCUGCCCCGGAAGGUGUUCGAGGAAUCCUCGAAGGCCUUCACCAUGGUAUGAAUAAUGCUCCCAAAAUCUACGGAGGUAGCGUCCGCGAUCCCGGGAAGGUUACUGGAUUCAGAAGUGGGAUCAGGGAGGGACGCAAGAGUGUCGCUAUGGGAUUUUAUGAUGGUCUUACAGACAUAGUGAGGGAGCCUGUGGACGGGUUUAAAAAACAUGGAGUAAUCGGUGGCGCAGGAGGUCUCAUCAUUGGCUUAACUAAUGCCGUUGUUAAACCUACUGCUGGAGUGAUAGGAUUGCUUUCUCAACCAGUUGAAGGGACGAUCCAAAGCGUUCGCUCUUCAAUGGCAAAACCCGCCAAAGAACGUCAUGCGACGCGGUACGCUCAGGGCGUUGGGCAUUCAAGAGUAGUAGCGAGGCCGAACGAGAGGCGGUAG
Molecule: messenger RNA, 2490 nt
Organism: Rhizoctonia solani
Lineage: Eukaryota; Fungi; Basidiomycota; Agaricomycetes; Cantharellales; Ceratobasidiaceae
Product: glycosyltransferase family 1 protein
Exons: 17
Coding region: 1-2490 (829 amino acids)
Biological process (GO): carbohydrate metabolic process
Molecular function (GO): hexosyltransferase activity; UDP-glycosyltransferase activity
Source: RefSeq, a predicted model, not a curated record